Molecule: messenger RNA, 3655 nt
Organism: Astyanax mexicanus (Mexican tetra)
Lineage: Eukaryota; Metazoa; Chordata; Actinopteri; Characiformes; Acestrorhamphidae
Product: myb/SANT-like DNA-binding domain-containing protein
Exons: 4
Coding region: 678-1886 (402 amino acids)
Source: RefSeq, a predicted model, not a curated record
CACAGACACAGACACAGAGAUUUGCGUGUUCUGGUGAGAACUACUCACAGGUGAAGGUUCUCUUUGAUCUCCUCGUGCUCCUAUUCUAGUCCCAUUCAUAAUUCUGCAGCUCCCUCAGUGUUUUCUGCCGUAUUUUGCGGCUAGCGCGAGCGCUUACAACUGACACCGCGGACCGCGAGGUGCCGCCGCGUUUGUGCCGAAUCCGACUCUCUGCUGAAUCUGACUCCCGCUUCGCGGACAGAAUCGGCACAACACCCCCGCUGUAGAACUGCGGUAGUGAAAACAGCGCUUAUAAAUAAAUUAGUUUAGUUUCACUUUCAGUUUUCGUUAUUUUCGUUAUUUUUUUUUUUAAAUAAAAAUAUAAUUAAAAAACAGACGCCUACAUCUCGGACUAUUUUCUGGAGCCCGGGUCGGAUUUACGGGCGGGCCUCGGGUCAUGUCGGGUUCGGGCAGAGAAUCUAAGCUCUAGAGAGCUUGGACUCCGGAGAGCAAUCUCCAGCUACAAAAAAACGCCAGCGGGCAUCUAAAGUUUGGGAGCAUUUCACGCAAAAGGGCAACAAUGUGGUCCUCUGCCAUACGUGCAAAAGGAGCACUUGAAGCGCAAACAUCCAGGAGCACUAUGUCAACAGGGUCACACAAGUCCGUGUCCGUUGGGCAGAGUCUCCAGGCAGUAGAUCAUGAACCUGAGCGAGAAGAGGCCCAACAAGUGGUGGACGGAGCCGGACACCUUCACCAUGCUGACCCUAAUAGAACAGCUGGACCUGGUCCGGGAGCUAGACAAGAAGCGGCAGCGCAACGAGUCCCACUUCCGCCGCCUGCGGCAGAGCCUGGCCAAGCAGGACAUCCACUUCACCAUCAACCAGAUCCGCAACCGCUGGAAGAGCCUGAAGCACAAGUACCGCAAGAUCAAGCUGGCCACGUACCGCAGCCCGGCGGCACGCCUCGCCGCCAUGGAGUCCUUCCGCUAUUUCCGCAGGCUGGACCGCAUGCUGGCCUGCAGAUCCAGAACCGGAGGUCAGGAGGACGGCUGCGGGGGAGAGCGUAGCCUGGUGGGCCGGUCGGAUCCGGAGGAUCAUGCAAACAUUCUGGGUGAUGAUGGCGUGUCGGGUCCAGUAGCUCCCUGGUCUGGUGGAGGUUCUCUGGAGUCUGAAUCUGAGAGCUUCGCCCCUAAGCUGGAAUCCAGUGCUGAUGAGGGCAUGAAAUCGGAAGAGCUGGCCAGUCCGGAGCCCUCGAGCUGGGCUGCAGGCAGCCACGAGGUGAUGACUCUGGGGUUAUCUGGAGAGUAUCUCUACGCCGUCAAAACUGAGCCUAAUUCAGAUCUCAACCCGGCUCCUGGUACUGAUGACAGUAGAGAGGCUACUGGCUGUGGGCAAACCGCUGGCUCUUCGGAGGACAUGUGCAGCCUGAUCCUGCAGCAGCUCACGUUUCUGAACCACCAGCUGGAGGAGCAGCUGGCAGAGCAGAGGGCGUUCCACUGCAGCAUGUUGGGCAUGAUGGACCGACAGAUCGAGGUUCUAGAGCAGCUCUCCAGCUUCACCCAGAACCACUGCCACCAGCCCAAGCCUGAACCCACCGAGAACGACUCCUCCAUCAGCCAGAAGGUUCAGGAAACUCUGCUGCGCAUCCUGAGGGGCAUGGAGAGCCAAGCGCUGCAGCCGUGCCUCUCCAAACCUCCGCCUUCAGCGCCUCCACCAGUGCCUCCACCCUGGACUGUGUCUCUUGUGGAGGUUCACCAGAGGUCCUCGUCUGUUGGCGGGGAGGUGAACGGUGAAGCUGAGGACACGAAAAGCACAGAUAUGUGCAAAACCUCUUCUAUUGCUUCACCAGAUACAGAACUGCUGUCUUCUCCCCCCAGGAACGGUUCUCUGCAGAACAGACUCUGUUAGUACUAGCCCGUAUCGUAAGUCAGUACCAUGUAGGCCUGUCACCAGAACUUUCUUUUUUUGGCCUGUAUAUUGUCCUGAAAAUGAUUGUGAUAAAUGAUAACACUGACAAUUAAUGUCAACUCUAUCCCACUUAUAACACAACAAUAAAGUAGCUUUACAAUUAGGCCUAUUUGGUUAAUUUUUAUACAUAUAUAUAUAUAUAUCAAAUUAUAGUACAAUAAAUGAACAUCACAAUCAUUUUUGUCACCCUUAAAAUUCACAGGCUCUGCUCUGUUCUCUUAUUUGCUCUCUGUAAUUGCACAGUGCAGUUUCACUGCUGCUGUAGUCUUUCACACCAAUUAAUCAAGUCAUACACAGACUGUAACUUCUGUUCCAGUGCAAGACAAAACUGCUUGUGGCCACUUAAACAAAUUAUUAUUAUUUUAUUACAAUCAAACCAUUUAUCGCAAUAAUUUUUACGACAAUAUAUUAGUUAUUUUUUAAAAAUGAUCGUGUCAGGCCUAAUAUUAAUGCUAGUCUGAUGUACUUUUAGUUAACAUAUUAAAAUAUUUAGACAUUGGAAAUGGAGAAUCUUUUUUUUGUUCAAUAUCCUAAAUAAAUUAUAUGAAACCACACAUUUUAUGUUACACAAAGUCAACAUACCGGCUCAUUAACAUUAACAUUAACAUUAAUGAUUUCACACAAUAAAAUUAUCGUUUCCCACGAUAACACAAUAUUUAAUUUCUGCGGUACGCGAUAUAUCACAAGACAAUUGUCUAUGAUACUUCAAAGCAUCUUUGUUAAUGAAGAGGAUAAUAUAUAUAUAUAUAUGAAGAAUGAAGCAGUAACUUUGUUAAGUCUAAUUGGGGAUGAGUUUUAAGGAGUUUAAAGCAUCAAUAUUUCAAUUAAAAUAUUUCUGCUUAUCCAAGUAGUCCUAUAAACAACACAGAUCUUCAUCUUCAAGCUGAUAUAUCAUCAUAUUGCAGCUCGACAUGUUAAAAAAGCUGCGGCGUGGGUUUUAUGUGAUGUGUUGAUUGGCUGGUUGCAGAUAAAAAAAAAUGUGAUGAUUGGCUUACUCAUGUAAACUCUUGAGUUUUUCCAUUAUCUGAUUACCCAAGUUCAUGUCAGUGCUUCGACUGGUUGCUGAUUAACUCUACUGAUGUUCUGUAGUAAUCGGAUUAUGAAGUUCACGCAAACACACUUUUUUCUUUUUUUUUUUUUUUUUACUGAUUGAAGUCACAUUUUGUUGUAGACCACACUGAAGAUCUGGAUGCAUCUGUGUGAUGUAUCUACUACAAGUGUACUUUAAAUUCAGAUUUAUCCAAGUUUUUAUAUUAAAAAUGUUUAUGUGCAGUUUUAUAAUAUUUUUGGUAUUUUUUUUUUUUUUUUUAAGAAAUGUUUGCAUGCACUACAUGCAUUAGUAGAAUAUCCCUGUUGUAAGAGUUUUGAAGGAGGGGGGGUUGGUAAAAAAAAUGAAGAUUGAAGACAAUAACACGCUGCGUAUUUAUUGAUCAGUCAGCUUUUUAUUAAAAUGAGAAACUUCAGUAAAAUUAAGUGAUAUAGAUUAGUCAGAUGAUGUAAUAAUGUUUGGUAGACCAAACAUGCUGCUUCUUUUUUUUCCCCUCAUUUUGUCUGUAUUAUUGCUUUUAUUUGCUGGAUUGCUGAGCAGUCCAACUCACAACAGCCCUAAAAUGCACGGACUGACUAACGGUGGUUGGUGUGAAUGAUCGUGCACAUAGUAGACAAAUAUUCUGAAUAAGCAAUAAACGACUGUCUGCUUUAAAGAGGCA